Messenger RNA from Arachis stenosperma, 1272 nucleotides. RefSeq lists its product as uncharacterized. Gene Ontology annotation, molecular function: zinc ion binding. NCBI's taxonomy places the organism in Eukaryota, Viridiplantae, Streptophyta, Magnoliopsida, Fabales, Fabaceae. The transcript has 4 exons. The record is from RefSeq and is a predicted model, not a curated record. The coding region runs from base 1 to 1272 and encodes 423 amino acids.
AUGAGAAGCACACAUGCCAUUAGGCCGUUGGUCGAAGCAGAUCCCUCGAUAAAGGUGAAGUCCGUUAUUGCAGAAAUUCAAGGUAGGUUCAACUACACUGUGAGUUACCGUAAGGCUUGGUUGGCAAAGCAGAAAGCUGUUGCAAAAGUUUUUGGUGAUUGGGAAGUUUCUUACCAGACUCUGCCAGUGUGGUUGAAAGCAAUGACAGUGAAGAUGCCAAGGUCUCGUGUUCAAAUUAAAACGCUCCCCGUUUACCGUGAGAGUGAGGAGGUUCAAGGUGUAAGAGUUCUGCACCGCAUUUUUUGGAGCUUCUAUCUGUGUAUUGUAGCAUUCAGACACUGCAAGCCACUGGUGCAGGAUGGGAAUCAAAACACUGUGCCUAUUGCAUUUGCGAUUGUCGAGGGCGAGACAGCAGACGCGUGGGAGUUUUUCCUAACCAAUUUGCGGAGAUAUGUUGUUACCAUUGAUGGUGUGGGUAUUAUUUCUGACCGCCAUACCUCCAUCGACGCUGCAAUAGCUCGCAGUAACGGUGCAUGGUCACCACCAAGGGCGUGGCACAUGUACUGCAUCAGGCACAUCGGGACCAACUUCUUAAGGAGGUUCAAGGCUUCAUAUUUGCAUAAACUCGUGGUCAACACAGGAGUACAACAAAAAUACCAAAGGCUUAAAGAGCGGGAUGAGGCAUAUACUCAAUGGUGCGAUGAGAUCGGUGUUGAGAGAUGGGUGUUGGCAUUCGAUGGUGGUCAUCGUUGGGGACAUAUGACAACAAACUUGGUAGAGUGUAUAAAUUCUAUCCUGAAGGGUGCACGUAACCUUCCUGUGACUGCCCUUGUCCGGUCAACUUUCUAUCAGCUGAAUGAGUUGUUCACUCGGAAGAGUACUGAGGCUCAUGACCGUCUCCGCAACGGAUUCAUGUAUUCAGAAUUUGCAACGAAGAGAGUUGAAGAAAGCUUUCGACGUGCAAGAAACAUUGUGGUCAACCGGUUCGACAGGCGCAACGAGAUGUUUGAGGUCCGCGAAAUGCAAGAUGGUACCAUUUACACUGUUAAUCUUGCGCAACGACACUGCGACUGUGGCCACUUCCAGGUUGAGCGACUUCCAUGUCGCCACGUGCUUGUAUGUUGCGCCAACCAGCGUCUUGAUUGGCAAGUGUACGUGCACGAUGUGUACAAGAUGUCUCAAAUUUGCAAGGUGUACAGAGGCGAGUUUGUUCCGAUGGGUGACCCAUCUACGUGGGAUAGAUAUGAAGGAGCGAAGGUAAUUGCCAACUAG